GAGGCGAGCCCCUCCUGCUCCCUGUCGGAGUCAAAAUGGCGACGGGGGGAACCUGGAGUGGUCCCGGAGCCUAAGCCACUGACAGGAGAGGGGAGGGCGGCGGCGGCGGCUGGAGGAGAAUGGCCGCGGGGGCUGGCGCCAGUGCGGACGGCGGCGCUGGGGGCGGCGGCGGCGGAGGCGACGGCAGCGGUCCCAGCAGCAGUCGCGGCGGGAGGAGCCUCCGAGAAAUGGAUGAAAAGAGGCUACUGGAUCCAGGGUUGAAGGUUCGUAAAGGCCUCUGGGCUUACCCUCUGAAGAACCAGCAGAUGGAAUGCCGGAGUGACUGAAGAAAAUGGGUGCUAAUGCAUCUAACUAUCCUCAUUCAUGUUCCCCAAGGGUAGGGGGAAACUCACAGGCCCAGCAGACUUUCAUAGGAACAUCUUCCUAUUCUCAACAAGGCUAUGGUUGUGAGUCAAAGUUGUAUAGCCUUGACCAUGGCCAUGAGAAACCACAAGACAAAAAAAAGAGAACCUCUGGCCUUGCCACUCUCAAAAAGAAGUUUAUUAAACGCCGAAAAUCUAAUAGAUCGGCUGAUCACGCCAAGCAGAUGCGAGAACUCCUCUCUGGGUGGGAUGUUAGAGAUGUCAAUGCACUAGUGGAAGAAUAUGAGGGAACUUCAGCCUUAAAGGAGCUUUCUCUGCAAGCCAGUUUGGCUAGACCAGAAGCUCGGACACUGCAGAAGGACAUGGCUGACCUUUAUGAGUAUAAGUACUGUACUGACGUGGAUUUAAUAUUUCAAGAGACUUGUUUUCCCGUUCAUCGUGCCAUUUUGGCAGCAAGGUGUCCAUUUUUUAAAACCCUGCUUUCUUCUUCACCUGAGUAUGGGGCAGAGAUAAUAAUGGACAUCAGUACGGCUGGUAUUGAUAUGCCCAUGUUUUCUGCCUUGUUACACUACCUUUAUACAGGAGAGUUUGGAAUGGAGGACUCAAGAUUUCAGAAUGUCGAUAUCCUUGUUCAGCUUAGUGAAGAAUUCGGAACACCAAAUUCCCUUGAUGUAGAUAUGCGUGGACUCUUUGAUUACAUGUGUUAUUAUGAUGUUGUCCUUAGUUUUUCUUCAGACUCUGAACUAGUUGAAGCUUUUGGUGGAAAUCAGAACUGUUUAGAUGAAGAGCUCAAAGCCCACAAGGCUAUUAUUUCUGCACGGUCCCCAUUUUUCCGCAAUUUAUUACAAAGGAGAAUACGGACUGGUGAAGAAAUCACAGACCGAACUUUGAGAACUCCCACAAGAAUUAUAUUAGAUGAGUCCAUUAUACCAAAAAAAUAUGCAAAAGUGAUAUUACACUGUAUGUAUACCGACGUGGUGGACCUCUCUGUUUUGCACUGUAGCCCCUCUGUGGGGAGUCUCAGUGAAGUUCAGGCUCUCGUCGCAGGGAAGCCAAACAUGACCAGGGCAGAAGAAGCCAUGGAACUUUACCACAUAGCACUAUUCUUGGAAUUUAACAUGCUUGCACAAGGCUGUGAGGAUAUCAUUGCUGAGAGCAUCUCAUUAGAUACCUUAAUUGCCAUCCUCAAGUGGAGCUCGCAUCCAUACGGCUCUAAGUGGGUGCACCGCCAAGCUUUGCAUUUCCUUUGUGAGGAGUUAUCCCAGGUCAUGACUUCGGAUGUUUUUUAUGAACUGAGCAAAGACCAUCUGCUUACUGCUAUCCAGUCUGACUACCUACAGGCAAGCGAACAAGAUAUCCUUAAAUAUCUGAUUAAAUGGGGUGAACAUCAGUUGAUGAAGAGAAUAGCAGACAGAGAGCCAAACUUACUGAGUGGCACUGCACAUAGUGUGAACAAAAGAGGUGUGAAGAGAAGAGACCUGGACAUAGAAGAACUUAGAGAGAUCCUUUCUGCUCUCUUGCCUUUUGUGCGGAUUGAACACAUCCUACCUCUGAACAGUGAGGUCUUGAGUGAUGCAAUGAAAAGAGGCUUGAUCAGCACGCCGCCAUCAGACAUGCUUCCUACAGCAGAGGGCGGGAAAUCAAACGCCUGGCUUCGGCAGAAGAACGCUGGCAUAUAUGUUCGUCCUCGGCUGUUUUCUCCCUAUGUGGAAGAAGCGAAGUCGGUGCUGGAUGAGAUGAUGGUGGAGCAGACAGACCUGGUGCGACUGCGAAUGGUGCGCAUGUCCAACGUCCCAGACACACUCUACAUGGUCAGCAAUGCCAUGCCCCAGUGCUGCCACAUGAUCAGCCACCAGCAGAUCAGCAGUAACCAGUCGAGCCCUCCAUCAGUUGUAGCCAAUGAGAUCCCAGUUCCUCGUCUCCUCAUUAUGAAGGAUAUGGUGAGGCGCCUGCAGGAACUGCGGCACACAGAGCAGGUGCAGAGAGCCUAUGCCCUGAACUGUGGGGAAGGUGCCACCGUCAGCUAUGAAAUCCAGAUCCGAGUGCUCAGAGAGUUUGGUCUUGCCGACGCCGCUGCAGAGCUCCUACAGAAUCCUCACAAGUUCUUUCCCGAUGAACGGUUUGGGGAUGAAAGUCCGCUCUUGACAAUGAGGCAGCCUGGGAGAUGUCGUGUCAACAGUACCCCUACUGCAGAAACCAUGUUUACAGACCUGGACUCUUUUGUGGCCUUCCAUCCACCUUUACCCCCUCCGCCCCCUCCAUACCACCCUCCAGCUACGCCAAUCCAUAACCAGCUCAAGGCAGGCUGGAAACAAAGGCCUCCCAGUCACCACCCUUCCCGUUCAUUUUCUUACCCCUGUAAUCAUUCACUGUUUCACUCCAGAACAGCUCCUAAACCUGGCCCUCCCCCAGUCUAUUUGCCAGGUGUUAAAGUAGCNCCUCCCGACUGUACCAACACCACAGGCCUGGGGAGACAGACGGUUGCUGCUGCUGCUGCAGCUGCUGCCGCCUCAGCAGCAAUAAUAUCUGAGAAGCAAGUGUGUCCACAGCCUGUGCUGAAUGACCUGAUGCCAGAUAUCGCCAUGGGGGUGUCUACACUGUCACUCAAGGACAGGAGGCUCCCAGAGCUCGCUGCAGACACAGAAUUAUGCCAGACAGUUUCUGAAGCAGGAACGGGACCUCCCCAGCAUCUGUCAUGUAUUCCACAGAGACAUACACACACGUCUCGGAAAAAACCCACACUAGAGCAGAAAGCAGACGGUAGAGAAAAUCCGCAGGAUUACCCAGAUCUCUAUGACUUCUCGAAUGCUGCUUGCAGACCUUCCACUCCUGCUCCUGGCAGACGCUCCCCUUCCCCUGCUCAUGGUAGAUACUUUGAUCCAGACUUGUACAGCCACAAUAAGGCAUCACCAAAUGGCUUAAAGUCAGCUUACCUACCUGGUCAGACCUCUCCUAAAAAGCAGGAAGAUACUAGGAGAGAAUAUCCACUUUCUCCUGAUGGGCAUCUACACAAGCAGAAGAGUGAGCCAAUACGUCUGGACGUUGUUGAGCAGCCUCCCCAGAGGUCAGACUUUCCUUCCNCAGCCUCAGAAAAUGCUAGUAAUGGUCCAGCCCAUGUCAGGGCACGGACUGCAGUAGAAACUGACUUGACUUUUGGACUGACACCUAACAGAACUCCUUCCCAUUCUGCGUGUAGCUCUGAAGUUCUCGAAGAGCGAUCCAGUAGACGACUGACAGACAGCGAGUCCCUGGGCCAUGGAGCUCAGAGAAAUGCAGAUCUGGAAAGGAGUGAUUCCAUUAGCAGAGGAUGGAGGUCGCCAAGCAAGCCAGACUUCCUCUACAAAAAGUCUGCCCUCUGA
Messenger RNA from Mus caroli (Ryukyu mouse), 3721 nucleotides. Lineage: Eukaryota; Metazoa; Chordata; Mammalia; Rodentia; Muridae. The record is from RefSeq and is a predicted model, not a curated record.